Molecule: messenger RNA, 3068 nt
Organism: Miniopterus natalensis
Lineage: Eukaryota; Metazoa; Chordata; Mammalia; Chiroptera; Miniopteridae
Source: RefSeq, a predicted model, not a curated record
AGUUGCUGGAAAAGUCAGAUCUUCAUUCAGUGCUGGCCCAGAAGCUGCAAGCGGAAAAGCCAGAUAUACCCAACAGGCAUGAGAUAAGUCCCGGGCACGAUGGGGCAUGGAAUGAUGGUCAGCUCCAGGAAAUGGCCCAGCUGAGGAUGAGACACCAGGAAGAACUGACUGAGUUGCACAAGAAACGAGGCGAGUUAGCUCAGUUGGUGAUUGACCUGAACAAUCAAAUGCAGCAGAAGGACCGGGAGAUGCAGAUUAAUGAAGCAAAGAUUGCAGAGUGCUUGCAGACUAUCUCUGACCUGGAGACAGAGUGCCAGGAACUGCGCAGUAAGCUGCAGGACCUCGAGACUGCCAACCAGACCCUGAAGGAUGAAUACGACGCCCUGCAGAUCACAUUUACUGCCCUGGAGGAGAAGCUUCGGAAGACUUCAGAGGAGAACCAGGAGCUGGUCACCAGGUGGAUGGCUGAGAAGGCCCAGGAAGCCAAUCGCCUCAAUGCCGAGAACGAAAAGGACUCAAGGAGGCGGCAAGCCCGGCUGCAGAAAGAGCUCGCAGAAGCAGCGAAGGAACCUCUACCAGUAGAGCAGGAUGACGACAUUGAAGUCAUUGUGGAUGAAACCUCUGACCACACCGAGGAGACCUCUCCCAUGCGAGCCAUUAGCAGAGCGGCCACUAAGCGACUCUCGCAGCCUGCUGGAGGCCUUCUGGAUUCUAUCACUAAUAUCUUUGGGAGGCGCUCUGUCUCUUCCUUUCCGGUUCCCCAGGAUAAUGCGGAUACUCAUCCGGGUUCUAGUAAAGAAGUGAGGGUCCCAACAACUGCAGCAUGUGUCUUUGAUGCUCACGACGGGGAAGUUAAUGCUGUGCAGUUUAGCCCCGGGUCCCGGCUGCUGGCCACUGGAGGCAUGGAUCGGAGAGUGAAGCUCUGGGAAGUGUCUGGAGACAAGUGUGAGUUCAAGGGCUCCCUCUCCGGCAGUAAUGCAGGAAUUACGAGCAUUGAAUUUGACAGUGCUGGAUCUUACCUCUUAGCAGCUUCAAAUGAUUUUGCAAGCCGGAUCUGGACAGUGGAUGAUUAUCGGUUACGGCACACACUCACAGGACACAGCGGCAAGGUGCUCUCGGCCAAGUUCCUGCUGGACAAUGCGCGUAUUGUUUCCGGAAGUCAUGACCGGACUCUCAAACUCUGGGACCUGCGCAGCAAAGUCUGUAUAAAGACAGUGUUUGCGGGAUCCAGCUGCAACGAUAUUGUCUGCACAGAGCAGUGUGUAAUGAGUGGACAUUUUGACAAGAAAAUUCGUUUCUGGGACAUCCGGUCAGAGACUAUUGUCCGGGAGAUGGAGCUGUUGGGGAAGAUCACGGCCCUGGACUUAAACCCUGAAAGGACUGAACUCCUAAGCUGCUCCCGUGACGACCUGCUAAAAAUUAUUGAUCUCCGAAUAAAUGCUGUCAGACAGACAUUUAGCGCGCCUGGGUUCAAGUGCGGCUCUGACUGGACGAGAGUUGUGUUCAGCCCGGAUGGCAGCUAUGUGGCAGCAGGCUCAGCCGAGGGCUCUCUCUAUGUCUGGAGUGUGCUCUCCGGGAAAGUGGAGAAGAUUCUUUCAAAGCAUCAUAGCUCGUCCAUCAAUGCGGUGGCAUGGUCCCCCUCCGGCUCCCACGUGGUCAGUGUGGACAAGGGAAGCAAAGCUGUGCUGUGGUCGGAAUACUGACGGCGCCUUCUUAGGUGGGAGCAGGUCUGAAGCUAAGAAGCACUCAGGCUGCAGCUCUGCCUGGCAGGUGGCGCAUGGGUGAGCUCUGACCUCCAGAGAAGAGCGCGGGCCAGGUGGCUUUCUUUGGACAGGACUUCUGAGGGUCAGGGCUGUGGUCUCUAGUGCCCUGGAGUAAUGACACUGAAAAGGACCUGCCGCUGCAGCCACUCAGCAGAUGUGGGUCUCGGCCUCCACUCUGUGGGAAACACUACUAGCUCUGACCUUCCAUACCUCAGGGGGCAGGUGGCUCAGCUCCUCACUGCACAGCAGUGCCAACAGCACCCCACAUGGGGGUGUCUCCUUCUGCUUUCUCCCUCCUCCAGAGUCAGUUCUGGCCCUAUGCUUGUCCUGUCGCCUGGCGUCAUUUUCCCAGUGAACUUGCUUUAAUCAUUGUCUUAACAGAAACCCAAACAGAAUUACCCCUGUCCUCAGGUAGCCCCCGGGGACUGCUCCGGUCUCCCGGGAGACAUGCGACUGUGGUCUCCUUGCUAGUUCGUAUCAUUAUCCCGAAGCUCUUACUCUGCUCUCCUCUGAUUACGGUUGGAAUUUUCUUAGGUCCCUAAACUGUUCUUGAAAAGCAACCAUUCUUCAAAGCUCCUGAUUCUACAUAUUUCUUGGUCAAAACGUAAAUCUCAACUUGGUCAAAAGAUAUUUUUUUGAAAGGAAGUGCAGAAUCCUUUUUCCAGAGAAGGGUCUGUGCUGUGGGAGUGGGUGUCUCCCUGGACCUCUCCGCCCCUUCCCAGAAAGUGGGUGCACGCCACAGUCCUGGAGUACAGCUGCGGGACAAGGGACGAGGGCAGUUCAGGGUGUCUCUGGGUCACCACCCCUGUGCCAAGCCCACGCGCAGGGCCCACAUGCAGUGCCUCUUGGUGCUGGAGGCGGGAAGCCCGUUCCAGGAGGCGGGAAUGACUGUCACCUUCCAUUUCAGGAGCUGUGAGCAAGGCCAGGGAAAACUGGCCUGGGGCAUUUUUUUAUAGCAUUUAUCUUUCUCCUUUUACCUGUGUGUAAAAUUUUGGUUCCUCAAGUGACUGAAGCACCAAUAUUUUUAUCACUUUCUAAUUUGCACUUUAUUUGUUUCCUCCCAUGCUUGCUCUCUGGACAGCUGUGGGUGCAAGCCGGAGCCUGGCAGGGGUGAGGGCUCCCUUUCCUCCUGAGGGGUGGGGCUCCCCCGCUGCGCCCUGUCUCCCCUUUUCUGUUAGCCCUUCAGAGAGCUCGAGUUGAGGGGAGUUGAAACUCACAGGCUGGGGCACAUCUUUUAUUUAUUUAACUGUGUUGCCCAGCAGAACUUGAUUGUAAAUAAACAAGGAAUCUUACCUACUUUUCAAA